AUGGCGCUUACCGCUGCAGAACGCAUGAAAAAAUAUAGGGAAAAGUUGAAACAAAAUCCACAAAAAUACGAAGAGGUGAAGAAAAAACAUGCAGAAAGAGUAAAAAAAAAAAGUAAGAAAAUAUCUGAGCUAACCGAAGAUGAGAAAGAAAAAAAGCGAAAAAAAUGGAGAGAACAGAAACGGAAACAGAAGGAAAAUAAAAAUCCAAAGAAUGAAGAUAAGAAUUUGAGACCUAAACGGGACAGAACGUCGAAAAGAAUUACAUUGAUGCGAAGAUAUAAUGCCGCAAUAAAAAGGAUCAAGAAUUUAAAAACAGCGCUUAACUCCUCUAAAAAGAGGUUCUAUCGUUAUAAAAAGGCAACUGAUCACAAGAUUCAAACUCUAAAAGAAACUAUUAACAAAAUGACAGCUAGAGAUGAAAUUCAAUUAACAUGUGAUAUUAAAUCAAAAAAAUGUAUGUAUGGAGAAUGUGAGCAAUGUAGAGAACAUAAAUUGGAAUACGAGUUAAAGGACAAACAAAUAAAUGAAAAGACAGAAUGGGAACAGUGGGAAAAUGUUAAACAUGAAUACAAGGACAGUAAAAAAGGGAAUAAAACAGUAAAAACGAAGCGAAUGGCGAAAGUUAGAAAAACUGGAAACAUAGAAACAUUAAUGCAGAGUUUUGAAAACAUAAUACCUAAUUUCAAAAAACAUUAUUACAAUUGGAAACAUCAACAAAAUCAAUACAGAAAAUGCAUAACAGAACUUAAAGAAAAUGAAGCAGUUAUACUAUGUGACUUUUCAGAAAAUUACUGCAGCAAACUUGCCGAAGAAGUACAAUCAAUGCACUUCGGUGCAUCAAAGCAACAAUUUACCCUACAUACAGGGAUGAUUUAUUGGGCAGGAGGAUCACAAUCUUUUACCACAAUUUCCGAUAAUAACAGUCAUGAUCCAGCAGCCAUAUGGGCACACUUGAUACCAAUAAUAAAGAUAGCCAAACAUAAAAAUCCUUUGCUUAAGGUUAUACAUUUCUACUCUGAUGGCCCCUGCACGCAAUAUCGUCAAAAGAAGAACUUUUUUUUACAUAAUUUUUUUACAUUCAAAUUGGGUCUCGAAUACUCAACCUGGUCGUUUACUGAAAGCGGCCACGGAAAGUCAGUAGCAGACGGCAUAGGUGGCGCAGUGAAGAGGUCCUUAGACAAACAGGUUGCGUACGGCAAAGAUAUCUCCAAUGGUGAGCAAGCUGUUGAGCUCUUAUCAAAUUCUAUGAAAUCGGUCAAAUGUCUUUAUGUCAUCAACAGUGACAUAGAAAAUGUAGCGAAAUUGGUUCCGAGCGAUUUGACACCUUUAACAGGCACCAUGCAGAUUCACCAAAUCAUUGCUAAUUCACCUGGCAUUAUUCAGUAUCGAUCGCUAUCUUGUUUUUGCGGCUUGAAGAGAGGGUUGUGCGAUUGCUUUGGUUUAAAUACCCACACGUAUGGAAAGUCAACAAAGAAAACUGAAUUAAAUCGCUCUAAUCCAUCUAAUAAAGUUACAGUAACAGCCGAAAUUCAUGAGGUGCCAAUUUCUCAGAAAACCAAAAUAGCAACUUGUUCUUCCACACAAAAAUAUUUUGAACAAAAUGAAGACAUUAUAGAACUAGACAUAGAAAGAGAUGAGGGAAAGUAUAAAGAAGAACAAGAAAGAGUCGAAGAAAUCAAUGAUGCGACAUUUAAAACAAAAGAGGAAGAAAAAAACAGAUUAGAAGAAGUGAAUGAUGGAGUGACAGUUGGCUGUAAAGAUAAGGAACAAGACAAAUUAGAAGAGACUAUUAAUGCGGGGUGCAACGGCCGCGCCGGCGCGCCCCGUCGAUACGGCGCCACACCGCCGCCCCAGCCCGAGCGGCCGAAUGCACGCGCUCCGCGCUACGCCGACUUCUUAACAUCCACACAAAUUAAUUCUACCAAAAACUACAGAAUAUCAAUAAUAAUACCAACCAAUGACAAAAACCCGCGCAAUUUUCUCAUUUAA
This is a messenger RNA of Spodoptera exigua (beet armyworm), 1989 nucleotides long. Lineage: Eukaryota; Metazoa; Arthropoda; Insecta; Lepidoptera; Noctuidae. The record is from the annotation of a GenBank genome assembly.